AUGUCGACAUUUGAUUUUAUUGUUGUUGGAAGUGGUCCCGCCGGUAGUGUUCUCGCUGCGAAAUUGGCCAAUUCCACCGCCAAGCCUAGUGUUCUGCUUCUGGAAGCAGGUGACAGUAAAGAAGAUCGUAACCUCCGUGUGGACGGGCAACGAUGGAUCACAUUCCAGAACCAAGACAUGAACUGGGGUUACAAAACCACCCCGCAACCAGACUGUAAUGACCGGGAGAUCGACUAUAGUCGCGGUCGGUGCAUGGGCGGAUCAAGUGCGAUCAACUUCGGUGUGUACAGUGUUGGCGCACGCGAUGAUUAUGAAGAAUGGGCGCGCAUUGCAGGCGAUGACAGCUUCUCAUGGAAGAACAUUCAGCGACGACUGAAGGCGUUGGAAACCUUUCAUGGAGAGAUCCCCGAGGGUAUGGAUAAGAAGUAUGCUGCUCCGAAGCUCGAGGAUCACGGUAGCGAUGGUCCAUUGCAUGUUGGAUUUGCACGCGAGUGGGAGAGAGAUCUUCCAGAGUUAUUGGAUGUCUUUGAGCAGGCGGGAUUUCCCUUGAACCCGGAUCACAACUCUGGCAACCCGAUUGGAAUGUCUAUUUUGAUUAACUCAGCUUAUAAUGGCUUGCGCUCUACCUCAGAAGAUUUCUUGAAGGGCGACAACAAGAAUAAUUUGAAGAUUGUUACUGGCUCACCAGUGCAGCGGGUUCUUUUGGAAGGAAAGAAGGCCGUGGGUGUUGAGUCGAAUGGCACUAAAUACUAUGCUUCUAAGGAAGUGAUCCUCUCCGCUGGAUCGCUCAACGACCCUCGCAUUCUUAUGCACUCGGGUAUCGGCCCUGCCAUCCAACUGCAACAACACAACAUCGAUGUCGUCCAUGACGUUCCUGCUAUCGGGCAAGGCCUUCGUGACCACUGCUUCGUUCCCAUGGUAAACUCCCGCUCAGACACCAGCACAGACCGAAAAGCCUUCUAUGGCGAUAAGGCCGCCAUGGAUGCCGCGUUCAAGCAGUGGCAAGAGGACGGAACUGGGCCUUGGGCGAAAUUCUCCUGUGAAUUGGGUAUUGGCUGGUUCAAACUGACCGAGAAGCUGAGCUCCUGGCCUGAGUUCAAGGAUCUUCCUGAAGAUGAACAAAAAUAUCUCCUUCAGGAAACCAUCCCACACUACGAGAUCAUCACUCACUUCCCUAUCCACUGGUUUAUUCCUGACUUCCCAUCCGAGGCUCUGAACUAUUCUUGCAUGCUCGUCUUCUUGUUCAAUGCACAGACCCGUGGUGAGGUGACUCUCCAAUCUUCUGACCCCGACGCUCCGCUUCUCUUCAACCCGAAGUUCCUGGCUCAUCCAUUCGACCGUCGACUUGCAAUUGAGGCUCUUCGUGAUUCAUUCCGUGUGGCCAAGCAUGAAGCAUACACAAAGGAUAAUAUUGCCGAGAUGGCAAUGCCUAAGGACGAAUCCGACGAAGUGCUACUUGAGUACUGGCGCCAGAACAUUUCUUCCAGCUGGCAUAUGACUGGAACAGUGAAGAUGGGCAAGAAGGGUGACGCUGAUGCUGUUGUGGAUCCUGACUUUAAAUUAAUCGGUAUUGAAAAUCUGCGUAUCGCUGAUAUGGGUGUUGUUCCUGUCUUGGUCAAUGCUCACGUUCAGGCUGUGGCUUAUGUUACUGGCUCAACAUGCGCAGAGAAGAUCAUUCAGGACUAUAACCUUGCUUAG
Molecule: messenger RNA, 1698 nt
Organism: Penicillium malachiteum
Lineage: Eukaryota; Fungi; Ascomycota; Eurotiomycetes; Eurotiales; Aspergillaceae
Product: GMC family oxidoreductase
Exons: 3
Coding region: 1-1698 (565 amino acids)
Molecular function (GO): oxidoreductase activity, acting on CH-OH group of donors; flavin adenine dinucleotide binding
Source: RefSeq, a predicted model, not a curated record